Molecule: messenger RNA, 2515 nt
Organism: Vigna angularis (adzuki bean)
Lineage: Eukaryota; Viridiplantae; Streptophyta; Magnoliopsida; Fabales; Fabaceae
Product: probable methyltransferase PMT21
Exons: 8
Coding region: 330-2123 (597 amino acids)
Cellular component (GO): cytoplasm; endosome; trans-Golgi network
Molecular function (GO): methyltransferase activity
Source: RefSeq, a predicted model, not a curated record
UUCAUGUUUUUGUUACUUGCACUGCUGCUUAUUCCGUGCUUUACUAUUUUUUACUCGACAAAAAGUUUUAUUCUUUUUCCCGUUUCACAAUCAGACGGGGUUUAAUCAUUUUUAACUCUUCUUGUUUUUUUUUCUUGGACUAAAUGUGUUGUUAUAUUGCCCGUGUUCUGUAGUCUGAAGUGAACCGGUGAAGCUUGAAUUGGAGGGUUCUUUUACCUUUGUUUUCUUUUUCAAAUGUUUCACUCUCGCACAACUAUGAUUCAGGGAAAGACUAUUCAUCGGAAUGAGUGAGGACAACCAAAUGCUUAUAGUUGAUUAUUUCACUGACAAUGAACAAUAAAGAUGGAAAACCAGUCACCCAGACAGACAAGGGCAGGAUUGUCCCUAUGGCAGUCAUAUUUGUGGUGCUAUGUGGAUGUUCUUUCUAUAUGGGUAUAAUCUUUUGCUCUGAAAAGGGUAGUUUUGAGUCAAUUUACAGCCAGAAAUCCGUUGAAUCCUCAAAGGAGUCAUCAAGUUCUCUGCAGAUUAAAUACAUCAGUUUUCCUGAAUGCAGUGCAGACUAUCAAGAUUACACUCCCUGCACCGAUCCGAGGAGGUGGAGAAAAUUUGGAUCCUAUCGGCUUACUUUGUUGGAACGCCAUUGCCCUCCAAAAUUUGAGAGGAAAGAAUGCUUAGUUCAUCCCCCAGAUGGGUAUAAGCCUCCAAUUAGAUGGCCAAAGAGCAGAGAUGAAUGUUGGUACAGAAAUGUUCCAUAUGAUUGGAUUAACAAGCAGAAGUCUAAUCAGCACUGGUUGAAAAAGGAAGGCGAGAAAUUCAUCUUUCCCGGUGGAGGUACUAUGUUCCCCAACGGUGUUGGCAAAUAUGUUGAUUUAAUGCAAGAUAUGAUCCCAGAAAUGAAAGAUGGGACCAUUCGAACUGCCAUUGAUACUGGUUGUGGGGUUGCUAGCUGGGGUGGUGACUUGCUUGAUCGUGGGAUUCUAACUCUUUCUCUUGCACCAAGAGACAACCAUGAAGCUCAGGUUCAAUUUGCUCUGGAGCGUGGUAUUCCUGCAAUUCUCGGUGUUAUUUCUACUCAGAGACUUCCAUUCCCUUCAAACUCCUUUGAUAUGGCUCAUUGCUCCAGAUGCUUUAUACCGUGGACAGAAUUUGGUGGAGUUUAUCUCCUAGAAAUACAUCGAAUUCUUCGUCCUGGAGGAUUUUGGGUGUUGUCUGGUCCACCAAUCAACUUUGAGCGCAGGUGGCGUGGAUGGAACACAACCGUUGAAGCACAGAGAUCAGACUAUGAGAAGUUGCGGGAAUUGCUGACUUCACUGUGCUUUAAAAUGUACAAGAAAAAGGGUGACAUUGCCGUAUGGCAGAAGUCUCCAGAUAACAAUUGCUAUAAUAAACUACCUAGAGAUACCUAUCCACCUAAAUGUGAUGAUAGCCUCGAACCAGAUUCAGCAUGGUAUACUCCUCUUCGUGAUUGCAUGGUGGUUCCAGAUCCUAAGUUUAAGAAAUCCGGUCUGUCAUCCAUUUCUAAGUGGCCUGAACGGUUGCAUGUUACACCAGAACGGAUCUCAAUGGUUUAUCAUGGCAGUGAUAGUACUUUCAAACACGAUGACAGUGAAUGGAAAAAGAAGGUGGCGUACUACAAGAAGUUGAUACCUGACCUUGGGACCGACAAAAUUCGAAAUGUAAUGGACAUGAAUACCCUAUAUGGAGGUUUUGCUGCAGCCUUGAUUGAUGAUCCUGUUUGGGUCAUGAAUGUAGUCUCAUCUUAUGCUUCCAAUUCACUUCCUGUGGUUUUUGAUCGAGGCCUUAUUGGAACCAUCCACGACUGGUGUGAGGCUUUUUCUACAUAUCCUCGAACAUAUGACCUACUCCAUCUUGAUGGUCUGUUCACAGCAGAAAGCCACAGGUGUGAAAUGAAGAAUGUGUUGCUGGAAAUGGAUCGAAUCUUGCGACCUUGGGGUUAUGCAAUCUUUCGAGAAUCCAAUUAUUUCACCAAUGCUAUCGAAACCCUUGGCAAGGGCAUGCGUUGGGAAUGCCGUAAAGAAAAUACUGAGACUGGCAGUGACACUCAGAAGGUAUUAGUAUGCCAGAAAAAGCUAUGGUAUUCAUCCAACCAGGGUUCAAGAUGACAAACUAUGGAACUUGAACCUCAGUAGAGUAUAAUAGUGGAUAGAGGCAAAAGGGAAGCGAUUUCGGAGAUGAGACAAAUUCUAUAAUAUAAUGACCCAAGAAUCAUUUGAAGUUCAACUUUCUUAAAAGAUCAAGUGGUAACCCACUAAUCUGAUUUUGCUAAUUUAUAGAGAAGAGUUAUAUACAUAAUUAUGAAUCAGUUGCUUCCUUUUAGUCACUCCCCAGCCAUUUCAAACAACUAGUGUUUUGCUAUCCAAAUGCUGCCAUUGUGAAGGAAUCAAACUCCACGGAAAGGACGAUGAUGUUUUUGUACAGAUUGUUUAACGGAGAACAACACUGAACUUAUAUUAAUACUGAGCUUGAUAUAGUAAUACUAUGAUUUUUUUCUCCA